Messenger RNA from Peronospora matthiolae, 855 nucleotides. Lineage: Eukaryota; Oomycota; Peronosporomycetes; Peronosporales; Peronosporaceae. The record is from the annotation of a GenBank genome assembly.
AUGGACAUGUUCCUACGUCGCUGGGAAGUCAACGUCGUAACGGGUCAAAUGGCAGCACGUGGUGAUUUACAGAGUCUGAAGUGGACCACGGAGAGUUAUUUGCCAGGUGAGUUCUUAACGGAAGUUGUCGCUCAAGCCUCUGCAAAUGGACACGUUGACAUUUUGCAGUGGAUGUGGGAGAACCAUCAUGAAGUGGGCUACUGGGGUGGAAUUGAGUUGUGCGGAGCGAUCAGAAAUUGUCAUUUUCGGAUGGUUGAGUGGCUCCAGACUCACGUCGCUUUUCGGCUUGAGUGUGCCCAGCACGUUAUCGAACAAGCGGCAGCGUCUGGAAGUUUGAAGAUUGUCAAGUGGCUGUACGAGAGCUUUGGUGUUGCUCUUGAUGAUGCAGCGAAGAUAGCAGCGCUCAACUGCGAGUGGAAGGUCAUUCGAUGGAUCUUGGGUCAUGGCAAGCGAGCUGAUCUGAAUGCCGCAUUUCGUUGUGAUGAUAUCUAUGUGAGUGCAGCAAAGAGCGGCAACAUAGACACGCUUGAGCUUCUGUCUGAGCAUGGCUUUCCGGGAGAUCCCAUGGUUAUACUAGAUAACGCGAUUUCAGGAGGUCACUUGCACAUUGUCAAGUGGCUGUACGAAGAGAAGGGGGUGACAGAUGUUGGCGUUGGAUUCAUCAAUGCUGCCAGAAUGGGUCAUUUGGAGAUACUGAAGUACUUGUCAGAUGAAAGACCACAUUCGUGGCUGAUUGUACUGCUAUUGACGCUGCUGCUGCCACUAGAUAUCUUGAAGUGGUGCAGUGACUUCGAUUUCACAUGUACGAAACAAGCUAUGGACGCAGCCGCGAGAGGGCGGGCACCGUGCAUGUAA